UCUGCGGCGCCUCGACCCCACAUUUCCUUCUCAAUAUUUUUUACUAUUAUUUUCAUAUAUAAUUACCUCAAUUAAUUUCCUUUAAUAUUAUUCAGCUUCUCUGGAGGAAGCACAUUUUGGGGUUAAUUGAUUUAUCUAAUUUGAGAAAAUGAUUACAUAUGAGCAAGAACAUGAUUUUGUUAAGUGGGGUUUGCAACUAUUUGAUAGUGAUCCUUAUGCUAAUUGUGGAUAUGGCGGUGUGCUAACUCAAGAAGAUGGGGAGUAUUACCCUGGAAAUUAUUUCAAGGAGGAACGUUACGACGUGGGAGAAUGUUGCAAUGUAGAAAAUGAUGAGGCUAUUGCUCAUAUUCUUCAACUUCAAGAACUGUCACAACUCGCGGUUGUGGGAUCUCCAAGCCAAAGGGAGGAAGAAGAAGAAGAGGAAGAAGAACUGCAAUUGCAAGUGUCUGGUUAUCCACAAGAUUGUGUUGACCAGUCUGUUGGGAACUUUGGUUCUGGGCAUCAUUGUGGUCAGGAAGAGCAAGAUGAUACAGCGCCUUCUAGUACAUUUUCUAGCCCCGAAGAAAAGUUGUUAUAUGAGGAUUGGUCAUAUUCAUUGGAGCUAACAAAUGAGUAUGCUCUUGAUGGUGAAGUGGGGAAAUGGAUGAAUCAGAUGGUUCCUGUUCCUCAUGUUCCAAGAAUCAAUGGUGAAAUACCUUCGGUUGACGAAGCAACUUUAGAUCAUCAAAGGCUACUGGAAAGAUUGCAGGUCUAUAAUUUGGUGGAGCUUAAAGUUGAAGGAGAUGGUAACUGUCAGUUCCGUGCUCUAUCUGAUCAAUUUUAUCGAACUCCUGAGCAUCAUGAAUUGGUGAGAGAGAAAGUUGUAAAUAAGCUUAAGUCUUAUCCAGAAAUAUAUGAGGGGUAUGUUCCCAUGGCAUAUGGUGACUAUCUGGAGAAGAUGUCCAAGAGUGGUGAAUGGGGUGAUCAUGUCACUUUGCAGGCUGCUGCAGAUUCAUAUGGUGUUAAAAUAUUUGUCAUAACAUCUUUCAAAGACACUUGCUACAUUGAGAUUCUUCCAAAUGUCCAAGGGUCAAAACGAGUUAUUUUUUUGAGCUUUUGGGCAGAGGUGCACUACAACUCAAUAUAUCCAUUUGGAGAAAUCAAUGACUUGCUAAGGGACAUGGAAUUACAUUCCGUAUUCUCUGUUUGGGCAUCAGAGUUGGCAAAGCUUUGAACUAUUUCUAGCUGAAGAGAUUCCAUAUGGUAGUUCU
This is a messenger RNA of Durio zibethinus, 1250 nucleotides long. Its product is annotated as OVARIAN TUMOR DOMAIN-containing deubiquitinating enzyme 12-like. Gene Ontology annotation, biological process: protein deubiquitination. Gene Ontology annotation, molecular function: cysteine-type deubiquitinase activity. NCBI's taxonomy places the organism in Eukaryota, Viridiplantae, Streptophyta, Magnoliopsida, Malvales, Malvaceae. The record is from RefSeq and is a predicted model, not a curated record.